Anisakis simplex (herring worm) is the source of this 270-nucleotide messenger RNA. Lineage: Eukaryota; Metazoa; Nematoda; Chromadorea; Rhabditida; Anisakidae. The record is from the annotation of a GenBank genome assembly.
ACUGAGAAAGGUGAUCUUCAGCGUCAUCUGAACGAUCUGAAACGUAGACUGGAUGCCGAGCUGAAGGCCAAAGACGACCUGAACAAGUCGAACGAACGUACGCAAAAUAUUUCCAAAUUGAAAAAAGCGGAAGAAAAAAUUGAUUUUGAAAUGACUGAAAUUGAAGAAAUUUUCCGAAAAUGGUCACCAUCUCCCACGUGUACGAAACCCAUUUCAAUGGCAAUACAAUUCAACGGCAUUCAGGGAAUUUGGACGAAAUUGGGCAAUUGA